ACGUGAUCAUAAAAUGGUGGAUGGUAAAUAACGUGGUUCUCUUUAAUUUAAUUUGAAAAAACAGUCUUCACAAGUGAAGGUAUUCAAAUAAAGUUUUUGUAAUGACUGAAUGUACAGUGUGCGGAGGAAACAACUUUGAGGAACAUGAGGGACAUUUUUUCUGUACCCUUUGCAGUACCCAGUCUCAGGAUGUUCGCGUGAUUGUUGCGGAAGAGGAAAAUUUUGAAAAUUUUAGUAGAACUGGUCAAAUAAAAGAACCACCAACUCCAAGGCGAAACAAGAGACAGGCCCCAAACGGUGAUUUUGGUCGUCCAUGGAGUGUGUAUGAGGCUUAUCAGAUUAUAAUUCUACAUCAGGUUGAGGCACUUAUCAAACUUGGGGCGGACAAGAGUUUGAAGGAAAAAGACCAGACCAUUGUAGCUCUCCAAAAUGAAGAGUUUUAUGAGGGAGAUAAUCCACUCAGUGAAAGUGGGGAAACAGAGAGAGUAUCUAGGGGAGAUGAUUCAGACAGCAGUGAAGUGGAAUUGGAGGAGGAUGAAGAGGAAAAGUGGGGAAGAUAUCGGAAAUCACUAAAGUAUGACUCUGUACACAAAGUAAGAAUGACCAGUACAAUCAGUGUGUGUUAUCUCGGAUUGAUGUAUACCAACCCCAUGACAACAGUGACUGAUCUCAUCAGAUGGACACGGCAGAAGAAGAUACCUUAUAUAGAUGUCAGAACUAUUCUGCCAGAAGAUAUGAAAUUCUGUCUAAAUGAUUGGCAGCUGUUCGGCUUUGGUUCACCACCGACAUUGCAACAGAUUCGUCAAACUGCUGGAACAAUUGCCUCCUACAUUGAUUUGAGCAAAUUCCCAGACUUCCCUCUGCAGGAACUUGUAAAUAAAUAUAUAGUACUGAUGGACCUUCCAGUGGAGUUUCAUGAAUAUGCUAUGAAUCUGCUGAGGUUAAUGCCAGUUAACCUAGAGUAUGUACCAAAUAGCAAUAAAAAGUAUACAAUCUUCUGGGAAGGCAUAGCUAUGGCCUAUAUUGUGAUCUUGAUGAAGUUGAUAUUUGGACUGACAGAUACCCAUGAAAUGUUAUUAUCAGAGUACAGUAAGGAACUGAUGGAGUUUGCUGAGUAUGGCCAGCCUCUUUUUGUGUGGACAGAUUGGGUUCAGCAUAUGAAAAACAAAAUGAAAGUACGAGACCUACAAGAGACAAUGUGUUUUGAUAAAGACCACACUUCCGCUGGUAUGCUUAGUGAUAGAAUAAAAUCAACAAGUUACAUGUGUAAAGUAAAGUUAUACGACAGGACAUUUAAAGAGUCUAUAGCACAACCAAUCAGGGAAUUAUCUCAACGAUGGAAGUCCCAAAACCCAGAGGACAACCAGUCAACCGCCAGUGAUCAUAUUUUGUAUGGAAACGGACAAAAUGAUGCUCCACUCGAUUUUGAUGUUAACACACUAGAUGACGAUGAUCUGUUACAACAGCUGGAUGAUUCUUUCAGAAAUAAGUCAAAUAUUUCGACCAGUGCAAAUGUUAGUGGAAUUAAUCAAGAAAGUGGGCUUGAGUCGGACAUGCGUACAAGAUCGAUACAUUUCCGCAAGUCUACCAUCCAGCACAUUUUGAAUCCUGAUUCCUACUUAGCUGUUUUACAUAACAGACAUGAAGGAAAUCACUCUGACAAAAGAAUGCCUGAAAAUGAUGAAAUUCUGUCGGAAUUGCUAAAUGUGGAACUUUACGACGUAUCGUCAACUCAAUCGAAAAGAUUGGAAAAUUCCGGUAACAGGGUCGCAAAUAGUGACAAUUUUCAAAAUGACAAUUUUGCCAUGCAAACUCGCCUGGAGAGGUAUAGAGAUGUGAUUGAAAAGCUUAAAGAAGUUCAAAAUAAUAUGAAGACUACAAUUGAUUAUGAAACACCAAACUUUUGUCUAUCAUAUGACUGGUUGUUGAAAAUCUGCGGCCACUUUAUAGAGUGUGAGAUGGCAGAGCUACAGGAGACGAUUAUGAAGAUGGAAAUUAUGUAUUUCUCCGACUCUGAUGAUCCCUCUUUGACUCCUCUAGGCAAAUAUCAUCGUAAAUUGCUGAGGGAUGUAUACAAAGGUGCUGGCCACUUUGCUAAAAGGCUUACUGGACUUAAAAAAUAAGAAAAUAUUUGUUGUUUUUUUUAUAUAAAAAAACACUAAUAUUUUCUUAUUUUUUAAGUUAACUUGUUUAACUUGUACCACAACAAGUUAUUGUAACCACUGAUUUCUAAAGAUGAUGUAAUAAUUAGUACAUUGUUAUCAUAUUGUUACAUUAUUUUAAAUGAAGUAAGUGAAAAUCUGAUGGUGUUGUUUACAAGAGAGAUAA
Messenger RNA from Ruditapes philippinarum (Manila clam), 2328 nucleotides. RefSeq names its product TATA box-binding protein-associated factor RNA polymerase I subunit B-like. Gene Ontology annotation, biological process: nucleolar large rRNA transcription by RNA polymerase I; RNA polymerase I preinitiation complex assembly. Gene Ontology annotation, molecular function: RNA polymerase I core promoter sequence-specific DNA binding. Gene Ontology annotation, cellular component: RNA polymerase I core factor complex; RNA polymerase transcription factor SL1 complex. The record is from RefSeq and is a predicted model, not a curated record. Lineage: Eukaryota; Metazoa; Mollusca; Bivalvia; Venerida; Veneridae. The transcript is spliced from 13 exons. Bases 102 to 2123 code for a protein of 673 amino acids.